AUAGGCCAUGCCAUGGUACGCCAUGAAAACAUAUCGAUUUCAAGGGGAGUAACAGACACAGACAUCGUCGAGAGUCGCGAGUUGUGACAUCUUCCAUAUUGCCUAAUAAUAUCAAUUUUUUAAAAAUGAAUUGACCUGGCUUGCACACGUAUCAGAUGGGACUAGAAAUCUCAGGAUUACUGUCUUAUACAAACCAUAGUGUUGACUGUUGGUACCAUUUCUAUUUUGCCCACGCAGCGCCACGCCACCAUUUAACUUGUAUGAACAAGACUGGACAGGCUGUAAAUUAUAUAUAUCCUCAGAGCCAAACGAAAACGAAAGAAAAUGGCAAUGGCUGACGGAAGUCCGCCUACACAUGACGCAGACUGGGAGAGAAUUAAAGCACUACGGCGGUUCCGGGAGCUGUUCCAUGGCCGCUUCACGGACGCUGAGGGAAACAUCAUCAUGCGCCACACUGGCUGGAGCGCCGAGGCCGCCGUUGGGUUUGUGCUUCAAGCGUCCCAAGAUGAUAUCAAUUCUAUUUUGGAUGAAAAUAGUUGGCAGGUAGUGACACGUGUCCGGCGGAACACGGUGCUACGGGACAUCGCGCGCCGAAACGAGGUUGGCGCUGAGAUCCGCCAGUUCACGUGCCAGGAGUGCGACAACAUGUGGUGGCGAAAGGUCCCAACGAGAAAACCUGUCGCGCGUUGUCAUUUGUGCAGGGAAAAGUUCGACCCACUUGCCAGGAAUAAGGAAUUCGGGUUGGCAAAAUUUGUUUGUGCAUGCGGCAACGCUUUCCGUGCGUUUGGUGCGAUGGAUGUCAGCGCAUUGGGUCACAACAUGCUGGGAAAGAGCAAGUGCAUGUGUUACUCGUGCAUGCAAAACCUCUGUGAACCGGUCGAGAUCCUGCCGCCUUUCAAGGGACGAGAGCGUGAGGACGGCCGAGCACGUCACCGAUACACACACAAAUGUACCGCAUACAACUGCUAUAAGCGAUACAAUCCUUUACCGGGGGAGCCUGUAGUUCCCGUCUGCGUGCACCCGAACUCGCUGGAGCAUAAGGUGAUUGAACCAAGCUCGGGUCACGUGAGCACGGGCUCCACGGUGAAGACUUUCCUCACGCAGGACGAGCUCGCCCCGCCACACGCCCCGUACGAGCCCAGCCUCGCCAGCAUCCCGGACUUCAGCGACGACGACAACGCGUAGCACGAGCCUAGCCUCACAAUCAAUCCGUUGGACACCGACGACAAAACGCGUAGCUGGUUAAAAUUAUUAAAUGAAAUCCUCAUCUAUCAUGUCAACCUUAUGCUUUACACAUAUUUCAUCAUGGCAUUGUUUUUGCGUGUACACAAUAAUUUUUCAAUUUUAUAUUAAGUAUGCAUAUUUAAAUGUACUUAUUAUGCCCCCUUCGAAGAAGAGUGGGUAUUUUGCUUUGCACAUGUCGGUCGGUCAGUCGGUCCGUCGGUAGACCAAAACUUGUCCGAGUGAUAACCCGACAAUUCCUGAACCUAAAACUUGACAUGAAGGUUGGGCAUGGCCAGAACAUGGCCCCUAUUGAUUAAAGGGGUCAUCGGGCCAAAGGUAAAGGUCACAGUGACCUUUAACGGGAAAUAUUGUGUCAACCCUUGUCCGAGUGUUAACCCAACAAUGCCCGGACCUAUGAUCAUUACUUGACAUGGUGGCUGGUCGUGAUCAUUAGAUGGCCUAUAAUAAUUUUAGGGAUCAUCAGGUCAAAUGUCAAGGUCCCAGUGACCUUGAACGAUACAAGGUUGUACGAGUUAUAACUCGACAAUGCCUGCACCCUUGACUUGGGGGUAGGGCCUGACCGGUAGAUGACCCCUAUCGAUUUAAGGGGUAAUCGGGUCAAAGGUCAAGGUCACAGUGAACUUGAGCGCAAACUCAACAAUGCCUGGACCUAUGGUCAUCAAACUUUACAUGGAGGCUGGGCCUGACCAGCGGUUGACCCCUAUUGAUUUUAGGGGUCAUCGAGUCAAAGGCUAUGGUGACCUUGAACGCAACAAGCUUGUCCGUAUGAUAUCUCGGCAAUGCGUUCACACAAGGCACUCAAACUUGACAUUGAGGUUGGGGUUGAUCUGUAGAUAAACCCUAUACAUUUUAGGUCAUAUAGUAAAGGUCAAAGUCACAACUCAUAAGGUUUAUCACAAUUUACGUCUUAUUUACUUAUUAUCUGCUGCAAAGAGGAUACAUGUUUAUCUGCAAAUAUCAUUCAUCAUCUGAACUGAACAUGAUUAAACACUGUACCAACUAUCCACUUUGAAUGGCCAUAAUUUUAAAACUGUCUCAAAGGCAUCCACUGUCAAUGACAAAUCAGCUGUCAUUUCGGUCCAUGCAUAUUUCCAAAUAUUUCCUAUAUUGUCCAAAUACUCCUAACAACAUGGCGAGGGGGGGGGGGGGGGGUGCAUAAGACAUAAUUUGAUAUUGUACAUUAAUAAGAUACUGAUUCACACAUGUAUAUUGACACAGUUACUUACAUACAUUGUAUAAAGAUUUAAGAUAUUUUAUAAGAAUAAAGCUAACCAAUAUUUUGCCUUAAACUUCAUAACUGUUAUUUCAUUUCAUUUCUAGCAUUCAUAUCGUAUAUAAGCCAUACUCUAUGACCGAUCACCAUUCUUACAUGCAUAAGACAAUUGUUCGAUGAUCAAGGGUUUGACUUAUUUCAUUGUGUUUUUAACUUUAUUUUGGGAACUGUUUAAAACUAAAUACACUUUGUGCUGUUUUUUUCUGUUCUGUUCCGUUCUGUUCUGUAUUUAUUGUACAUAUAUCAUUCAAUUAGAGGUGGCAGAUACUUUCUAUUUAAAUAAAUAUUUUAUCAUUCA
Molecule: messenger RNA, 2816 nt
Organism: Mya arenaria
Lineage: Eukaryota; Metazoa; Mollusca; Bivalvia; Myida; Myidae
Product: shiftless antiviral inhibitor of ribosomal frameshifting protein homolog
Exons: 8
Coding region: 325-1185 (286 amino acids)
Biological process (GO): innate immune response; viral translational frameshifting
Molecular function (GO): sequence-specific mRNA binding; ribosome binding
Source: RefSeq, a predicted model, not a curated record